AUGGAACCUAGUUGGAGCAAGCGUGACUAUGCAAGUUUUGCUGAAGAAGGUUACAUUAAAAACGUCAUUGCUUUUCGCGCGGUAAAUAUGAUCGCAAGUGCUGUAUCCUCAGUACCUUUUAUUCUCUAUCAACUUACUGAUCAGGGAAAAUCAUACUUAAAAACUCAUCCAUUACUAAAAUUACUUUAUUCUCCUAACCCAAUUACAUCUAAAUCAGAAUUUAUUGAAGGAAUUGUCACUUAUCGACUGAUCAGUGGAAAUGCCUAUAUGCUGAUGAUUGAACCUCAGAAUAACACAAAACCGCCAACAGAGCUUCACCUUUUGCGUCCGGAUAGAGUUGAUAUUAUUCCUGGAAAAAAUAAUGUUCCGUGUGCUUAUCGCUAUACAGUGAACGACAACAGUUACGAUUUUAAGGUUAAUAAACUAACCGGACGUUCAGCAGUGCUGCACUUAAAAACCUUUAAUCCUUUAAAUGAUUGGUACGGACUUUCACCGAUAGAAGCAGCAGCAUAUAGCAUAGAUCAGCAUAAUCAAGCAGGGGCUUGGAAUCAGGCUAUGUUACAAAAUGGAGCGCGGCCGAGCGGAGCCAUAGUUGUGAAAUCAGCAAAAGAUGGUAGUGGAGGAAAUUUAAGUCAAGAACAGUAUCAACGUUUAAAGAUACAGAUAGACCAAUACUAUUCUGGACCAGCAAAUGCUGGUAGGCCAAUACUGCUUGAAGGUGGCUUAGACUGGAAAGAAAUGAGUUUAUCACCGAGAGAUAUGGAUUUCAUUGACUCUAAACACAGUUCAGCACGUGAUAUUGCUCUAGCUUUUGGAGUGCCACCGCAAUUGCUUGGCAUACCUGGUGACAACACUUAUAGCAAUUUAGUUGAAGCACGAUUAUCCCUAUGGGAGCAGACAGUUUUGCCUAUAUUAGAAAACAUUGUUUGUCACCUUAAUUCUUGGCUAGUACCGAAAUUUGGUCAAGAUUUGUGCUUGUCGUAUGAUAAAGAUGCAAUAGAAAUUCUUAUGGAAAAGAGACAAAAACUGUGGAAGUAUGUAGAAAAUGCAAGUUUUAUGACAUUAAAUGAAAAAAGAGAAGCCUUUGGCUUACCGCCAUUGCCCAGCGGUAAUAAAUUAAAAGUUUGA
This is a messenger RNA of Sipha flava (yellow sugarcane aphid), 1128 nucleotides long. RefSeq lists its product as uncharacterized. The transcript has a single exon. Bases 1 to 1128 code for a protein of 375 amino acids. The record is from RefSeq and is a predicted model, not a curated record. Lineage: Eukaryota; Metazoa; Arthropoda; Insecta; Hemiptera; Aphididae.